Tetrahymena thermophila SB210 is the source of this 2964-nucleotide messenger RNA. Its product is annotated as C2 domain protein, putative. Gene Ontology annotation, cellular component: peroxisome. The transcript has 11 exons. Lineage: Eukaryota; Ciliophora; Oligohymenophorea; Hymenostomatida; Tetrahymenidae. The record is from RefSeq and is a predicted model, not a curated record.
AUGUAAAAUAUACUUGUACAAGAUUAUAUAGUGUAAAAUAAUUUUAAUCUUUUUAGUUUAGUUAAUGGCUAUAAACUAUAGCUAAAGCAUUCUUAUAGUUUCCAAUAUAUUUUGUAUGUAUUUCAGCAUUUGUAUUUGUUAAAUUAAACUAUUUGUAAGUAAGUAUCUCAUAUAUCAUAAUUUAAGAAUAUUAAAAUCAUUCAUUAAAAUAUUGUUUCAAGGUUGUUAUUAAUUUAGGUUAUCUAUAUUAAAAAUUAGUUUACAAAAUGGAAAAUAGGCCUUUAACAAAUCGUUUUUUAGCAAUAUCAAUAUAAUAAUUAGAGACUACUAUAAAUGCUCCUCUUGCUAUAAGAGCAAUCGUAGACACAAAGGAAUAAGUAUUAUCAAAACUGCAAAUUAUCUAUUUUCAAAUAGCAUGAUUAUUGUGUAAUAUAUGAAUAUUUAAUUUUAAAAUCUUAAUAAAAGGGUGAAGUUUCAUAUAACAAAGCAAGAAAUUUAACUAAUCCUAUAGAACUUAAGCUAAAACCAAUAUAAAAUAGUAGUAUUGAAUAAAAGCUUUCAAUUAUUUUAUUUGAAGAUGAAGUUGAAAAUGCAGAACAGUAACAAAUUUUUGGAUAGUAUUAAGUAGAAUUAAGUUAUAUAACAAGAUCUCUAUUGAAUUUGGGGACUAAUGGUUAUUUUAGUCUCCCUAUUUAAUUUGUAAAUGAGUAGUAGUAAAAAGUUGCAAGUUGUUGGCUAAAUCUUUAGAUUAAAAAUAGAAAUUUUGAUUUUACUAUAGAAGAGAAUAAUCAAAAUGUAGUUUUGUUACCUUAACAUGAUCCUUUAUUUAAUUUUGCUUGGAGAUUAAGAGUUGAUGUCAGACAAAUAACUGAUUUACCAGCUAAUACAAGUGCUUAUGUUGAAUGUAAUUGGACUAUGUCUGAUAAUUCAAACUAUGACCCUAACUUGAAAGAAGCUUUCUAUGAAGUAUAUAGAACACAAAUAAAAGACAAUUAAACUCAUCCUCUAUAUAAUACACAAUUUUUAAUGAAUAACCCUUUUUAUAAAUUUGGGGCAGAACCUUUUACUACAGUGCAAGGGUAUUUGGCUUUUAAAAUAAAAGACUCCUCUCAUAAAAUAAUAGAUGAAGUUUUUUUCCCUCUAUAAUCAUUAAAACCGUUUAUUCCCUUAAACAUCGAAUUGCAAAGUGUUAAAAAGGAAUUCAAAGUCAAGCCAAAAUAUUAUUUAUCUCUUACUCUUGAAUAGCAGCCAAAGGAUGGAUAAGGACUUUGUGAUAUUAUUAUACAUAAUUUUGAUUUAAGUGGAAAUCCUGCUAAUGACACCAAUCUUCAAAUUAUGUUAACUAACUAAGCCUACAUCCCCAAACAACCUACUUACACUAACAUGGAAAUAUAGCCUGCAGGAAAAAUAUCUAAAUUAUUAGAAAAAGCUGCUAAACCUAAGGAAAUGUAGUUUUUAGGACAUGUAAAUAGCAUAUAACCUAUUUAGGCUGAUUAAUUUUAUGGUGCCAUAGCUGUGUUUACAUUUCCUGUUUCUUAAAUAAAUACCAAAAUUAAUAUUUUUGCACUCAGUACUGACCCUAAAAUUAAGCAAACUCAUAAACUAUGCAAUACAAUAAUUGGAUAAACAGAGGCUAUAGUAGAUUCUGUCCUAUAAAAACUGAAAACCUCAGAAUCAAUAGAAUCGUAGAAAAUCAAUAUUAAAUGGAAUAAAAGUUCAAAAUUAUUUGACUCAUUUAGCAAACUUACAGGAUAACUUGAUAUCGGAGUUCUAAGUCAAAAGGAUGCAUAAAAUGUGGUUCCAAGAGAAAAAACACCUGUACCAAGUGAACCCAGUUUUCAUCAAUCCUAAGUUUAAUUAUCUGAAAAAGAAUUAAGUUAAAAUGAUCAAUAAGAUGAAAUACAAAAGAGCCAACAAUCCUUAAAAUCUUAGUCAUACAUUAGUUAACUCGAUAAAAGAAUUAGUUUAACUGAUAGAUCCUUUAAAGAUAGUGACAUAACUGAGUCUUAAUUAGGAGAAGAUGUUAUAUUUAUGAAUGAAAUAGAGAAGUGGAAAUUACUUUCAAGAGAAUUAGCUUAAAGAUAAGAAAUUUUGCACAGAAUGAAUAAAGACAUAGAAGAUAAAACAGAUAGUCUAAAGCAAACAGGUGAAGAAAUUACUGAUUUAAGGAAGAAAAUCAAAGUAUUAAAAAACGAAAAUGAUUUACUUAUGAAAAGAUUAAACUCUGAAGUUGAAAUAGAAUAGAAAACCAAGCUUAAUCCAGAAUUAAGAAAAAUGAAACCUGAGCUAUUGCAAUAAAAUAUAAUAAAGGUUGCAACAGCUUACAGAGAUGAAAAGUUAAAAAAUGAAGAAUUUGAUAAAUAGAUAAAAGAAGCUUAUUCUUAGAUAAUUAAAGCUAAACAUUCUUAAGAAGAAUUGGAACAUCUAUUAAAAGUUAGAUUGUAAGGAGCUCAUAAAUUAACUGAUUUAAAAGAUAUUAUUUCCAAAGCACCAAUGUAUAGAGAAACUAUAGAAAAAUAAGAAAAAAUUAUACUUAAAUUAGAGUAAGCUAUGGAAACUACAAUGAAAGGUUCUGAAUAAAUUAAAUAAAUGGAAAAGGAAUUCAAUAAGCUGAAGGAUGAGUGUGAAAGCUUAUAAGAAAAUUUGAGAAAUAAAGUAUUUGAUAAGCAAACAUCAGAGCUUUAGAGAGUUAAAAGGGAGUGCGAAAAAUUAGAAUCAAUAAACAAAGAGCUCUUGGUGCAACUUUCUUAAAAAUAAAGGCCUUCCUCUACAGAUAAUAUUGAUCUAUAUAGUGAAUAAUUAGAGCUUGAGGCAAAAUUAUAUAACAUUUCAAGCAGGGUAGAGGCAUUCCAAGAAGAAUUAAACAGAAAUGCACAAGAACAUUCAAAAGAGUUAUCACAAUUAAAAACAGAGAUUGCUAAAAAAUAGGCUAUUAUAAAUUCUAAUUAAUCUCCAUACUAUUGA